Messenger RNA from Paramecium sonneborni, 5024 nucleotides. The record is from the annotation of a GenBank genome assembly. NCBI's taxonomy places the organism in Eukaryota, Ciliophora, Oligohymenophorea, Peniculida, Parameciidae.
AUGAAUAAUAGGAAGGUACUUUUUGAAUACUCAAAAUUUGAUCUUUGGGUUCACUCUCUAAAGAUUUCCAUAUACAACCUUACACAUAAAUUACUUUUAAAUAGUGUUGUAACUAUUCACUUAUACAAUUUUCUAAUUUUAUUGGAAACAUUGCAAUUGGUAAUUGAAAUUAUUUUAAUAUAAUUUCAGGUGUACUAUUCAAUACAUCCAAGCUUUUAAUUUCUAUUCCAAACGCCCAUUUUCAAAUAUUUCCGAUAGAUUCUAUCAUAUAUCUAACCAAAUGAAGUGUUGAGUCAAGGAAAAUUAGAAAUUUAGUUAGCACUUUUGUAUAUUGUAAUUCAAAAUCACCUAUCAAGGUAUUCGCAAUAUAAUUACUUACGAUUACAUUGAUGAUUGUAAUCUUAAGUAAUUUGAAACAACAAACUACAUUUUAUAUAUACUCAUAUAGGCUCAUAGCAUACUUUGGAGUAUUUUUCAAUAUUGUAUUACUGAUUCCAUUCACAAAUGUUUACUUUUCCAUACUCUAUUGUGUGAAUUCAAAUUUUGAAUGUUAUGUUGGUGCUUAUUUUGCUCAUUUUGUAUUUUCAGUAAAAAAUAUUAAAAUAUUUAGUUCCUUGGGUUAAGUAUGCAUUUAAUUUAAAUAAUCUAUUUUAAUUUAGUAUUUUUAGAAUAGAACCCCUUUUCAAGUAUACCUUUUGCUAGUCCUUAGCAAAGUGCUACUUUAAUAAAACAAAUAAUAAAAAUUGUUUUACCAAUUUAUACUAUUUUUGAUAAUGAAGGAUCAUUAGACAGAGUAUUCAUAUCAUUAUUAUGUUUAUCAUAUAUUUAUUUAAAUAUACAAAGAUUUAAGUAAUCAAAAUAUUAUAAUUAUUGGGUUACAUAUGCUAUUUUAAUAGAGGAGAUUACUCUAUGCUGGAUUACACUUGUUAGUUUUUUUACUGCAUUUAUAAAUUAUAAUAAAGCUGAAGAUAUUGGGUUCUUUUAUAUGAUUAUUGGUAUUCCUUUAGUAAUACUUGUUUAUUUUCAUUUAUUGCAUUUAUAAAACAAGAAAGUUUUGUCAAUUUUAUUUAGAAAUAUAGAAAGAGAUAUUGAAGCUGAGAUAUAUUUGAUAGCCAUAAUAAACCUGAUAAAGCAGAGAAAAAAGACAUGGUCAAGAAUGUUAUUGGAAGGAAAAUUAAGAUUACAUUUCAAAGCAUGUUAAAAUAAAGAAUGUAUUUGUAAAGCCUUGAUUCUUGAGAAUAUUAAAGAGGAGGAAAUAGAUUUAUAUUGGUACAAAUUUUUGGGAUUCUUGUUAAAUUAAAUGAAAGAGAAGUUCUAUAAAAGUUGUAGAAUAAAUCUUUUAUAUGCAUUUUUAUUGAAUGAUUAAUUGAAUAAUCAUUUUAAAGCCUUAACUGAAAUGAUGUUUGCUGAAGAUAAUAAACCAUCUAUGUAAGAAGAAUUAGCAAUGUACCAUUAUAAAAAUAUAAUUUAAUAAAAAUUAAAAGAUAUGGAACAGAAAACAAAUGAAAAUAAGGGUAUAGAUGUGAAUGGAAUUAUGGUGUUUCAAAAUACAUUCAUAAUAUUUUUAAAUGCAGUAGAGAAAACUGUCAAUUAUCACAUUGAAUAUUGGCGGGAAUUACUUGAAAUAAAUCCAGACAUUUUAAAAUUGAAAGUAGUUGGAUCAAAAAUAACAAAGAAAUUAGAAUAAACAAUGAUUUAAUAUUAGAAAUUACAAGAGUUAAAUCCUAAUCAUAUAAAAUUUUUAACAAUAUAUGGAAGUUUUUUAAAAGAAAUAGUAAAUGAUGAGGAUGAAUCAAAUAGAAUUUUAGAGAGAGUUUAGAUUUUGAUAAAAUAAUUUUAGAAUAAUAAAAUUCAUGAUUAAAUUAGAUUGAAAUAUGGAGAGAAUGCAAAUACAUGUAUAAUAACAUGUUCAGGCAAUUUCAAUAAUAUGGGUGUAGUAACAAAUUGUAAUAAUGAGAUUACACGUUUAUUAUAAUUUAGUAAGAGUGAUAUAAUGGGAAUAAAUAUAAAUUGUAUAAUGCCAAAGAUAUAUGCAAGUCAUCAUGAUUAAUAUAUGAUUGAUUAUAUAGAUUCAAGUAAACCGAAAGUAAUGGAUAAGGAGAGAAUAUUAUGUUGUAUAAAUUAAUAGUAAUAUUUGGUACCUUGUUCUUUGAUGAUAAAGAUAUUACCAAAUUUAGAUGAAGGUAUAAAGAUGGUAGGUUUCUUAUAAGAUUAUAAUAAUUAAUAAGAAUCAAAUGAAGAAUGGCAUUAUAUAUUAGUAGAUGGUUAUUCUUAGAUAAUAUUAGGUAUCACAUAAUCAUGCACAUAAAUAUUUGGAAUUCCAUAAUCAAUAAUGACAAAUAAUACAUUCAGAUAGAAAUUUACAUUCGAUAUUCUAUUUCCAAAUAUUGAAGAGAAUUAAAACAUGGAAGAUGGAAUAUUCACUUAUUUAGAUACAACUUAAUUAUAGGAAGAUUAUUUAUAAGGUAUUGGAGAGAGUUAGAGUGAGAUAUCUAUUGAUGAAGAUGAUGAUUAAUUCUGUGAAUUUCCUAAUGAUCCAUUAAGAAGUUCAAAUGACACUAGAAUAUAAAGAUAUUUAUUAAAACCAGUUCAAGUUAAGCAGUAAGAUUAAGUUUCAGAUACUCCAAGUCCAUUAUUUAAUAGAUUUUAAACUGUUGAUUUUAAGAAAAAAAAAAAUGAAAAAUUAUAAAGAUAUAAGAAAUAUAAAAUUAAAUUGGUUUUAUGUGAUGAACUGAAAAUAGGUGAAUGUAAUUUAUAAACUAUUAAAUUUAUGUUGAUCAAAGAAGAUGAAUAGAGUGAAUAAUUACUUAAAUAAGAGUCUGUUAAUUCUAAAUAAAACUAAAAUAAUUAAGAAAAUAAAAUUAGUGACCAUUUAUAACCUGUUAUUGAAGAUGGAAAUUCAAGUAGAUCAUCUAGAACUGAAAAUAAUUAAAAAGAAUUAAAAGAAUUUAAAUAAAUGAUAUCAUCAAAAACUCAACCUAGAUCUAUUAUUAUAUUGAAAAGAACAGUUUGGUUUAUUAUGAUUCUUUUAUUAACUCUCAGUACUUUGAUUAUGGCUUAUAGAGUCAUUUAAAGUAAUGAUGUUAAGGAAGCUGUAAAUGCUAUCUAUUAAGGGUAUUAUAGACAUAAUAUCAUAUCUGAUGUUGUUUAUAAUGCUCGUAAAUUAUAAUUAAUUUAUAAUAAUACUUUUGAUACUAAUUUAUCACUUGCUAAAUCGGAUCUCUAAUAUUGGGUCAACUCAUUACAAUAAUUAUAAUAUGACUUAAUCAAUGUUAGACUUAUUAUGGAAAAUAGAAAAGGAAAUAAAAUAUAACCUUAAUAAUAUUCUACCAAAUUUUUAAUGUCAAAUGGAUAAGAAAGUAAUUAAGACUUACUUUUUGAUGAUGCUAUGAUGUAUUUCAUUACAUCUGGUUCAUAAUUAGGAAAUUCUACUAAUGAAUCUUUUAUUUAGUAAUAAAGUAGUGGAUAUAAGAAUUUUUACUUUCUUAUUAAUAAUGGUUAUUAUGUUCUUAGAAAUGGAUCAGAAAAUAUAGCUAACAAUUUCUAUGAGUUUUAUUCCGAUCUCAUUUAAGAUUACUUAAUUAAAUUCCUAAUUAUUAUGAUUAUUGGUAUAGCCUUCUUAAUUAUUUCCUCUUUAGUUCUAAUUCCAAUUGUUUCAUAAGUUCAUGAUACCAAUAAUAAAGUGUUAUCUCUUUUUGGUAUUAUACCAGUUAAUGAAUUAAAGGAUUUAGUAACAAAAUGUGAACAAUACUUAAAAAAUUUCUUAAAUGAACAAGGAGAUUCUAAUAAAUACACAAAAGUAUAAGAAGCAUAAAUUACACAAUAAAAUAUUAUUCAUACAUCUGCACAUUGUGAAUAACCAUUAGUAAAUAAGGAAGUUUAAGAGAAAUAAGAGAGUAAUGAAGAUGAUGCUAGUAAAUUAAUACAAAAACCUUAAAAGUUAUUAUCAUCAGGACAUUAAAGUAUUAGUCAUGUUAAAUAAUUAUCUAAUUUAACUUCUGAUGGUUAACCUUAAAUUCCAAUGCCUAUUUCUUAAGGUCCUACUAAACAUGAUUUAAAACAAUCAUCAAAAAAAUAGUAAUAAAAAGAGGAAGAAAAAGAUGAGGAUUAAGAAAAUUUAAAAGCAAAUAAAUUACUCAAUUCUUAAGGAAGUCAUAAAUGUGCUGUUACUGUUUAAUUUAUAUUCUUUGCUCUUUUGUUUAUUUCCUAUUUCAUUUUAGAUAUAAUCUUAGAAUCCUAAUUCCUCGAAGAAACUCAAAACAUUUUUGAUCAUCUCAAAAAUAUUGAAGAUAGACCCUUAAAUAUCAAAUACUAUAUGUAUUUAUCUAUUGAUCAAUUACUUUUAGAAGAUUCUACUUUUAUUGAAACAUAUAAAACAAUGUUUCAAAAUAGAUAAUCAGAAAAUGAAAGAAACAUUUCAGUCGAAAUCUAAUAGUCUCAUCCUUCAUAGUUUGAUUCAUAUUUCUCUUUAUUAGCUGAUAUUUCUUUUAAUAAUCUAUGUAAUUAUCCUUUUACUGUUAAUCAGUUUACUUUACUGACCUCAACUUGUUUAGAAGUAUAAGCUGGACUUUUAUAACAAGGAUUAAAAACUACAAUUGCAUCAGUUGCAUUAACAUCUAAUGAUAUGCUAGCAAAAUGGUUACUUAGUGAUAAAACAUUUGAUGAUCUUACUCAUAUUUUAAAAGAAUAUUAUUAAAAGCUAGAUACUAUUAUAUAAUAUGUAUCCAAUUGUUGUUAUUAUUUAACAAUUAAAUAUUAAGAAGCAACUUUAGAUUUUCUUCAAUAUUCAGAAAUGAUAGAAUAAGUCAAAUUUUCAGUAUUUCUAAUUGUAAUGUUCUUUGUGUUCAUCUUUUGCAUGACUCAAUAUUAAAAUAAUUUAAGUGAACAAAUUUGGGAAACAAAGGUACUGAUAUUCCUGAUUAUUUCAGGGUUUGUUAAAUAUGAUUCCUCUAGAGAUUAUAGCCAAGUACUAACAUCUGAAGGAACAAUUUGUUGGAGGAGAAAUUCUGAAAGCUGUUUAAUGA